AGAUGGCCGGCCGACACAGCAGAUGCAGAUCGCUCGCCACGCGUCUCCACCGUCGGCAAACCUUCCCCCACCGACGGACGCGGCGACCCACGUCACCUUCCGCCGGCCUUCUUCUCCUUUCCACCCGCGUCUUCUCCGCCACUCCGCUCUUCUCCGUAUAAAGGAAGGCCGAAGGCCCGCUUCCAUUCUCGAAGCCGCUGCGGCACGCGUCCUGCUUCUGAUUUGCUUUGCCUCCCAGAUCUUGCAGACUAGCUGGGGGGCAGCCCAGCCGAGCCGAGCUGAUCUCCCACCCCGCAACACCCCGGCCGUCGGCGGAUCGUUCGUUCUGCGUCUACUACUUGAUCUUUGAACAAGCUAAAGACGCCGAAGCGUCGCCACCAGCAAGGGCGGCUUGAUCGUAUUCAAGAUGGGGAAGGACAAAGAAGCUACCAAGCUUAAGGAGGAGGAGAAGAAGUCCAAGGAUGAGGUCCAUCUCAAGAUCAAGAGCAAGGACAAGUCGACCGCCGAGGAGGACGACAAGAAGGAGAUUGAGAUAGAGAUUGAGGCCAAGUUUGUUGAGAAGGAAGAGGUCAAAGACUCUGGUGACAGUGCAGGGUCUGCAGGAGGAAAGGGUAAAGAGGGGAAGAAAGACAAAGAGAAGAAGAAGGAGAAGUCGGAGAAUCAUGAAGAUGACGAAGAUGAUGAGAAGGUGAUCAAGAAGAAGGACAAAAAGGAGAAAGACAAGAAAACGAAGGAAGAUGGCGAAGAUUCAGAAAAGGCAGACAAAGACAAGAAGGAUAAGAAGGCUAAAGAGAAGGAUGGAUCAAAGUCGAAGGAUUCAAGUGGCGAGAAACAAGAGAAAAUGAAAGAUGAGAAAAAGAAGGAAGGUGACAAAGAUGUAGGGGAGGAGGAGAAACACAAGAAGAGAGAAAACAAAGAUAAAGAUAAGAAGGAUAAAAAGGACAAAGAAAAGGAUGGAUCUGAACCAAAGGGUUCAAGUGAUGAAAAACAAGAGAAAGGUAAAGAUAAGAAAAAGAAAGACAAGAAGAGCGAAGAGAUGGAACAGAAGGAGGACCAUCUAGAGAAUAAGAAUGAUAAGGCCGCACAGAAGGAUGUCCACAUGAACAAAGAGUUGGCGGGAGCUGCGGACUCGGGCACCCGCGAAAUCAAGCUAACUGACACUGAACCACAGGAGAAAGAAAUUGAUAGUGAAGAUUCAGAAGGCAAGAAGAAGAACAUAGAGAAGGACAAGGACGAAACGAAGAAGAGGAAGAAGGAUGAUGGUGAGGACGAUGAAGGCGAGAAGAAAGACAAAGAAAAGAAAGAGAAGAAGAAGGACAAGGGUGACAAGAAGGGAGAUGGUAAGAAGAAAGAGGGUGAUGGCGAUGGCGAUGAAGGCAAAGAAGGUAAGAAGAAAGACAAGGAGAAGAAAGAGAAGACGAAAGACAAGGGUGCGAAGGAGAAGACGACCGAUCCGGUGAAGCUGAAAGCGAAACUGGAGAAGGUGGAUGCCAAAUUGCAAGACCUACAAGCUAAGAGAGAAGAUAUCCUGAGGCAGCUGAAAGAGCUGGAAGGCGGCGGCAAGGGAAAGACGAAUGGAGAGAAGCCUCCUGCACAGGUACAGGAGGACAAAGGGAAGGACUCUGGAGAGGUGCCUGCACAGAUACUGGAACAGGGUGGAGAGAGCAAGGUCAAGGAACAGAAUCCUGUUGCCGCAGCCUGAUCUUGUGGAGCUCCUGUGGCGGUUGAUGUAACAAUAACUCUGAUCUGGUUCUGUACACAUGCAUUAUACACUGUGUAUAGGAAUGUACAUUUUGAGCUGAGUUGUAAAAUGGUACACAUGGCAUGCACUAUCAGGAUCUAUGUCUCUCUUACUAUCCAGUGAACGGAACAUAUAUAGCCGAGUGGAAUGCGUCCUUUUCCUGAUACAUAACACUGUAAUACUUUGCUUUGUGAAUAAAAGGAAUACGUGGAAAUGUUGUUGCUGUUGUCA
Sorghum bicolor (sorghum) is the source of this 1972-nucleotide messenger RNA. RefSeq lists its product as uncharacterized. Bases 407 to 1702 code for a protein of 431 amino acids. The record is from RefSeq and is a predicted model, not a curated record. Lineage: Eukaryota; Viridiplantae; Streptophyta; Magnoliopsida; Poales; Poaceae. The transcript has 2 exons.